CAUGAUGAUAAUGAAAAUAUCAGCGGCUAAACAAGAAUUUGAGGUGAGACUUUAUUUUGUUUUCAUAAAACCUGGGCGUUAUAGAAACUUCAAUCCCUGUAGGAAAAGCAAAGCCACACUUCACCUCUCCCUCUCCCUCUCCCUCUUAAUUAUUUUACAGGCGUCCCUCUCUCUCUCAUGACCAUGGAGCAGUCCUUUAAGCUCUUCCUCUUACUUCUCAUUCACAUUCUCCCACUCAGGUCUCUCUGCUCCCCUGUGCCCCCAAACUUCCCACCCAACGCCCUCCCCACUAAGUCAGGCUACCUCCCCAUCAAUCCCACCACCGGUUCCGCCAUGUUUUACGCCUUUUACGAAGCGACUCGACCCACAACACCUCUGCCCACCACCCCCUUACUCGUCUGGCUACAGGGAGGCCCCGGCUGCUCCUCCAUGAUCGGCAACCUCUUUGAACUCGGCCCCUGGCGUUUCUCGGAUGGCUCUUUCGAGCUGAAUCCCGGUGCUUGGAACCAUCUCUUCGGCCUCCUCUUCCUUGACAGCCCAAUUGGCACUGGGUUCAGCGUCGCCCCACAAGAAGAAGAGAUCCCCAACAACCAGACCAAGGUCGCCCGCCACCUCCACAUCGCCCUCACCUCUUUCCUCCUCUCGAACCCUCCGUUUAUUUCCCGCCCUCUUUAUAUCACUGGUGAGAGUUAUGCCGGAAAGUAUGUCCCUGCAGCUGCGUUUUACAUACUCCAGGAGAACAAGGCAGGACAGAAAACCAAACUGAACUUGCGAGGCGUCGCAAUUGGGGAUGGGCUCACGCACCCCGAGGUUCAGGUGCAGGUGCAUGCAGACACGGCCUACUUCAUGGGCCUCAUGAACCGGAGACAGAAGGCCCAUUUGGAGGAGCUCCAAAGAGCGGCAGUGCGCUUGGUCCGCGAGCAACGGUGGGCGGAUGCGACCACAAUGCGUAACGAGGUGCUCGACUGGCUGCAAAAUGCAACAGGACUGGCGACCCUGUACGAUCUGCGGAGGCAAAGGACUUAUGAGACAGAGCCAGUGGGGGAGUUCCUCAGGCAGGAGAAGGUUGCAAAGGCAUUGGGGGUGAAGGAAGGGGUUGUGUGGGAGGAGUGCAGUGGGCUGGUCGGGGGCCGCCUGCACGAGGAUGUGAUGAAGAGUGUGAGGUGGAUGUUGGAAGCGGUGGUGAGGGAAAUUAGGGUUUUUCUGUACACAGGGGAGUUUGAUUUGAGGGAUGGGGUGUCGGGGACGGUGGCAUGGUUGGAGGGGAUGGAGUGGGAGGGGUUGCAGGGGUGGAUGGCCGCCGAGAGAGAUGUGUGGGUGGUGGGGAAGGAGGUGGCUGGGUACAUACAGACGUGGUCCAACCUCACCCAGGUGGUUGUGAGGGGGGCAGGGCAUCUCGUGCCUGCUGACCAGGCGGUCAAUUCGCAGGCCAUGAUCCAGGACUGGGUAUUGCAAACGGAAUCGUUCGGAGGCAGUGGCCGGAAACAGAGGACCAAGUUUAAAGGAUCUCGCGGCCGGAAACAGAGGACCAAGUUUAAAGGAUCUCAUUGACACCGCCACCCCCACCCCCACCCCCAACCCCGCUACCACCACUCUCAGUACCAGAAAAAGAACAAAUUACUUGGGACAUCAUUGGGAGCACUGGACUGCGGAAACAAGAUUGGCGCUGGUGUUGAACUUAGAAUAACUGCUCACUUCACGCUUUGUAUGAUUAUUCAUUCUAAAUACUGAGCCCCCUUCCAAAAAAAGCAUUAAAUUAUGAAGCACUUUUAGCAGAAUGGCCAAUUGCUUGCUGAUCCAAACUUCUUUUCUUCUUCCUCCUUUUUUUCCCUUCACUGUUAAUGGCAGAGCCAAACCUUCUCUCCAUGUGUUGAGAACUGCUGGUGCAACCAUCUAUUUGAUGGCUUUGAGCUAUUUCAGGGGGGAAAUGUGACAUGAAUACUUUGCUUCUCAUUUGUGUGCAGAGCUGUGGCAUUCA
This is a messenger RNA of Amborella trichopoda, 1978 nucleotides long. It is a transcript of the gene SCPL50, whose product is annotated as serine carboxypeptidase-like 50. Gene Ontology annotation, biological process: proteolysis. Lineage: Eukaryota; Viridiplantae; Streptophyta; Magnoliopsida; Amborellales; Amborellaceae. Gene Ontology annotation, molecular function: serine-type carboxypeptidase activity. The record is from RefSeq and is a predicted model, not a curated record.